Molecule: messenger RNA, 418 nt
Organism: Phanerochaete carnosa HHB-10118-sp
Lineage: Eukaryota; Fungi; Basidiomycota; Agaricomycetes; Polyporales; Phanerochaetaceae
Exons: 1
Coding region: 77-400 (107 amino acids)
Biological process (GO): protein histidyl modification to diphthamide
Molecular function (GO): 2-(3-amino-3-carboxypropyl)histidine synthase activity
Source: RefSeq, a predicted model, not a curated record
UUUCUCAGCCUCCAUUCGCUUCAAGCUCUCGGUAUCCCUGGCGGGUUUUCCAUUUCCUGCCAGUACGAGAUUUACGAUGUCAGAGGCUACAGUCACAGAAAAAAGGCCCACAAAGUCGUCUUCUAAUGCUGCAAAACCUCGCAAACGUUUUGUGGGCAGCAAGUCCUCUGCUCCCUCAAAGUCGGGUGCUUCGCAUGUAGUGGCCAACCAGAUACCACAAGAGAUUUUGCAGGAUUCUCAGCUCAAUGCUGCUAUGAAGGCCCUUCCGUCGAAUUAUUCCUUCGAAAUUCAUAAAACAAUCUACCACGUCCGAAAGAACAGCUCGAAGAUGGUAGCCUUGCAGAUGCCGGAGGGGUUGCAAAUGUUUGCCUGCACCAUUGCGGACAUCAUCGAACGGUGAGCAGGUUAUUGACACCGG